AUGGUUUUUAUGCAGAUAUCCUCCUCGUAUCUUAAGAGACACAAAAGAAAAAAAGGUAUCAGAGGAGGAGAGACUGAGCAAAAUGAAAACGAAGAGGUAGGUGCUCAACUAAAAAGCAAUGAAGACCUGGAUAAUAACGAAAAAUCGGAAGUAAUUAUAGAAAAUAGUAACGCUGAGCAAAGCAGACAAAACAGCCAAGACUUAGACCAAAACCAUAGUGAAGCUAAGCAGAGUAAUGAAAAUAAUUCUGGAACAAGCCAGAAACUUGAAGAGAGCCAAAAUAAUGAACAAGAUAGGAGUGAAGCACAAAUUACAGAGAAUAAAAACGAUGAAGAUAAUAAUAGCAAAAAUGAUCCUUCAAAUGAAAGAGAAAAUGAGAAGUUUACUGAAAUUAAUGAAAACAAUACACUUAAUCAUGAUGAGAAUGAAGGUGACACUUUCACACCACAGGAGUUGUUGCCAAUAACGCAAAAAUUAUUAUCUAAAGAAGGAAAAGGCUUUGUGAGCUCUUCCGAGAAUCCUGAACAACUCGCUGAUAAGCUGUUUGAAGCGUUCUUUAUGACGUUCAAACGUAUAGUUACAUUAUCAGAAAAUGACAUUGACGGACUCGAUGCCCUACAAGCUCUCGCUCUCAGUGGCGAAGCCGUUGAUAAUACUGAGGAUGCUACUGAACCAGGAGAGACUGUAUUGUUACGAGUUAUUAUGAAAAGCCUACAGGCGAAUGAAAAUAAGUUACGGACAGGGGAAAGUGGAGGAAUAAAACUUGCUAAGAAACUAAGAAAGAAGCGGCGUCUGGUGGUAAAUAAAAGAAGAGUGGGGCAAGAUGGCAAGCAGAAGCCAGCGUGUCAUUGGAGAUACGAGUGCACAUCUCCAACUGAACUUGACACGUGUCGUGUUUAUACUCAGUGCAUAAACGAUACAAAAGCAACUAAAGCUGAAUAUAUCGAAGUGCCACACAAAAGCGACCAACAUUCGAAAGCAGUUCAGGAUUUUCGUAAGAUGUUAGGAAUAUCACUCAUAGACGAAGAAGUAGAAAAAAUAUUGGAAAACCGUGUAAUUCGUCUCAAAAUACAGCCUUUAAAGGGAGGAAAUAGAAUUGAAAGGGUGGAAAGCCUCUCCGAAUAUUUUAAUAACAUUGCAAUGGUUCAAGCUAAUAAGCCAACAAACGCUUUGUUCGUUACUCCGGCUGAAGAAAGUACAGACAAUGAUAAAAAUGGAAAUGAAGAGCCCCCGCCCGUGGAUAUUGAAACUGCACCGGAAAGAAGGAAAGUUUUAAAAGUUCCGAAAACUACAACACCGUAUUAA
This is a messenger RNA of Pieris macdunnoughi, 1305 nucleotides long. NCBI's taxonomy places the organism in Eukaryota, Metazoa, Arthropoda, Insecta, Lepidoptera, Pieridae. The record is from the annotation of a GenBank genome assembly.